UUGGUUGCAGUAGCUGUAAACAGGUAAAAGGUUGUCCAGUGAAUACAUUUGGGGCGAGGUGUAAUGAGUGUCAUUGUAAAACAGACUGUGAUAGGGAGACCGGGGAAUGUGAAAAGUGCAUGGAAGGAUGGCAUGGACCAAAUUGUCAAAUGGAAAAUGUUGCAAAAAACAAGAGGACAAAAGUGAGAUUACAUGACAAUGCUUUGGGACUAAGUACUAUAAACGGAAAUCGCACAGACUGCACAUUUUUCGUUCAGAACAACGAGGAGGUGAUGAGACUACGAGUCGAUUUACAAGAGAUUUACGAUAUUCAUGGCAUCACCAUUUUCACAGAAAGUUCUAGUUCAAACCUUCAGAAGAUGUUGGGAUUUGAUGUUGUCUUAUCUGAGGACAAUGAUGUAGGUAACAAUGUUUGCUUCAAGCAGACUCAACCAAUCCAAGAAAAUGGUAGAAUCGACACAUCCUGCCACGGAAAAGUAAAGAACGUAUUUGUGAGGAAGAAAAUAUCUCCUUACUAUCUGAAUGUUUGCGAGAUUGAAAUCUAUGUUUGCCAGACUGGGUUUUGGGGGAAUCAGUGUCAGUAUCCGUGUAGCUGUCCCAAUAACCAGACAUGUGACCACAUGACAGGAGAGUGCCGUGGGAGCUGUUACCCAGACCUUGCCUGUCCCAAAACCGUGGCCAGAGCUGACAGUUAUGAGGAUGUGUCUGAGUUGACUACCACUGAGAACCCUAUCCUUAGGGCUGCAUAUAGAGCAGCGGCAGCUGUGACCACCACAGAAGAAUCGUCAACCAAUGCUCAACAAAUAACUACUGAUAAUGAAAUAAUUACAAGCGAAGUAACACUAAUUGAUACAACAUUAGAUACUACAACUGAUAUUGAAGAGUCAUCUACCACAGUUGCCACAACAGAAACCAGCACUACAGACACUGAAACAGCAACACCAGAAUCCAGUACUACAGCCCCUGACACAACCACUGAAACAGCAACACCAGAAUCCAGUACUACUGAUACUGAUACAACCACAGAAACAGCAACACCAGAAUCAACUACAACAGCCCCUGACACAACCACUGAUAAAGCAACAUCAGAAUCCAGUACUACUGACACUGAUACAACCACAGAAGCAACAUCAGAAUCAACUAUUACAGCCCAUGACACUACAACUAAUAUAGCAACAUCAGAAUCAGCUACAACAGCCAGUGAUACAACCACAGAAACAGCAACAUCAGAAUCCAGUACUACAGCCCAUGACACUACAACUAAUAUAGCAACAUCAGAAUCAACUACAACAGCCACUGAUAGAACCACAGAAACAGCAACAUCAGAAUCCAGUACUACAUCCACUGACACAACAACUGAAACAGCAACAUCAGAAUCAACUACUACCGCAACUGAUACAACCACAGAAACAGCAACAUCAGAUUCAACUUCUACCGCAACUGAUACAACCACAGAAACAGCAACAACAGAAUCAACUACAACCGCCACUGAUACAACCACAGAAACAGCAACAUUAGAAUCCAGUGCUACAGACACCGAUACAACCACAGAAACAGCAACAUUAGAAUCCAGUACUACAGACACUGAAACAACCACAGAAACAGCAACAUCAGAAUUAACUACUACAGCCCCUGACGCAACCACAGAAACAGCAACAUCAGAAUCCAGUGCUACAAACACUGAUACAACCACAGAAACAGAACCAGCUACGACCCAAACUGAUACAACCACAGAAACAGCAACAUCAGAAUCAACUACUACAGCCUCUGAUACAACCACAGAAACAGCAACAUCAGAAUCUAGUACAAAAGCCCAUGACACUACAACUAAAAUAGCAACAUCAGAAUCAACUACAACCGCCACUGAUACAACCACAGAAACAGCAACAUCCGAAUCCUCUACUACAGCAACUGUAACAACCACUGAAACAGCAACAUCAGAAUUAAGUACAACAGACACUGAUACAACCACAGAAACAGCAACAUCAAAAUUGAGUACAACAGCCACUUACACAACCACAGAAACAGCAACACCAGAAUCUAGUACUACAGCCACUGAUACAACCACAAAUACAGCUACAUCAGAUUCAACUACUACCGCAACUGAAACAACCACAGAAACAGCAACACAAGAAUCCACUACUACCGCAACUGAUACAACCAUAGAAACAGCAACACCAGAAUCCAAUACCACAGCCCCUGACACAACCACUGAAACAACUUCAGAAUUAACAACUACAGCUACUUACACAACCACAGAAACAGCAACAUCCGAAUCAACUACUACCCCAACUGAUGCAAUCACUGUAACAGCAUCAUCAAAAUCCAGUACCACAGCCCCUGACACAACCACAGAAACAGCAACAUCAGAAUCCAGUACUACAGCCCCUGACACUGCAACUGAAACAGCAACAUCAGAAUUAAUUACCACAGCCACUGAUACAACCACAGAAACAGCAACAACAGAUUCCAGUACUACAUCCACUGACACAACCACAAAAACAGCAACAUCAGAAUCAACUUCUAGAGCCCCUGACACAACCACAGAAACAGCAACAUCAGAAUCGAUUACUACAGCCCCUGAUACAACCACAGAAACAAUAACAUCAGAAUUCAGUACAACAGCCACUGACACAACCACAGAAGCCACUGACCCAACCACAGAAACAACAUCAGAAUCGACUACUACAGCCACUGACACAACUACUGUAACAGCAACAUCAAAAUCCACUUCCACGGCCCCUGACACGACCACAGAAACAACCUCUGACAGUAUGGCAGACACAACGAGUACGGCCACAAUGAUCAGUCAGACAACAAAUGCGGCAUCCAAUAACACAACAACACAGAAUGUGACAUCAGCACCAAAUACCACAAUUUUUAUGACUACUACAGACAUUCAAACCACAUCCAUGUCAACCAGUGUACCUGAGAUAGCCUCUACAAGUAAAGUCACAAUGACUAGUGCCCAGAGUGAGGCCACCAAUGCUGAAACUUCAACAACAUCAAACACAGUGAUAAUAUCAACUAUUCCAACUACCACAGGAUCUGUGACAGGUAGAGUUACUACAAUAGGAAGUGAAAGCACUUCAGUUUCAAAAGAAUCAACUUCAACUGUAGGUACCACAAUAUCUACCUCUCCAGGGGUAACCUCAACAGAAAGUACCACAGCAUUUAUUGCUCCUGGGGUAACCUCAACAGAAAGUACCGUGACAUCUUCCACUCCUGGAGUAGCCUCAACAGAAAGUACCACAGCAUCUACCACUUCUGAAGUAGCCUCAACAGAAAGUACCACAGCAUCUACCACUUCUGGAGUAGCCUCAACAGAAAGUACCACAGCAUCUUUCACUCCUGGGGUAACCUCAACAGAAAGUACCAUCAUAUCUUCCACUCCUGGGGUAACCUCAACAGAAAGUACUACAGCACCUACCACUUCUGAAGUAGCCUCAACAGAAAGUACUACAACAUCUAUCACUCCUGGGGUAACCUCAACAGAAAGUGUACCUGGGGUAAACUCAACAGAAAGUGCACUUGUGGUAACCUCAACAGAAAGUACCACCACACCUUCCUCUCUUGAGGUAACCUCAACAGAAGUGACCACAUCAUCUUCAUCAGCAUCAGAGCAGACAACAGAGAUGGCAACAAGUUCAAUGUCCUCUCAAUCAAUAACAUCAACUGAAUUACCAGCAGCUACAAGUGAAACCAUUUCUUCUGAAACAGAGUCAGCAACAAAUGAGGGAUUGACAUCUCUAUCUACUGAACAAAUAUCUUCUUCCAGUGAGUCAACAAUUGUCACCGAUUUGACGACAAAAGGCGAAACUACUGUUGAAUCAACAUCUGAAAUGCCUUCUGUUUCUACGACUGAAAUUUUAACUACACCCCCAAAUUCCACAAUGCCUGCUUCAUCUACUUUGUCCUCUCAGUCAAUCCAACCAACAACAGAAGUUGCUGAGACAACUUCACAGACAGACACUAUUAUGUCAACUUCUAAAGAGUCUGUUUCAACCACUGAAUCGGCUUUGACUUCUGAAUCAACAGCACAGAUCUCUGACUCCACUUAUUCUACAUUGUCUGAAUCAACAACAGUGCCCUCAAAUGUAACUGAAACUUCAUCUGAAAGUUCAUCAAAUGUGACUUCUGGAACAAUGCAAUCAACAACAGAAGAAACCACAAUUGCACAAUCAACCUCCUCAUUAACUGAGACUACCUCUCUAGAACAAGGAUCACAGACAACAGAGGGAACAACAAAUGAAGGACCAACAGCAAAUACUUCUGAAGGAUCAACAACAGAAAGUGAAACAACUCAAGAGUCAACUUUAAUUACUACUGAAGAAUCAACAAUAGAGGGAACAACAAUUGAAGGACCAACAGGAAGUACUAUUGAAGGUUCAACAGAAACAACAGAGAUUGCAACAAGUCAUGAAUCAACAGUUGGUACUACUGAAGAAUCAACAACUGGGAGUGAAACAACUCAAGGACCAACAACUGAGGGUACAACAACUCAAGGACCAACAACUGAGAGUACAACAACUCAAGGACCAACAACUGAGAGUACAACAACACAAGAAUCUACAACACAGACAACAGAGACUACAACAACACAAAAACCAAUAACACAGACUACAGAGAGAUCGACAACUCAACGACUAACAACGCAGACCAUCAGACAGACAACACCGACAACACAGGUGACAACUAACCAGACACUACCACCUGUUGUUCCGUCACAGUCAACCUCUGUCACCACCACCACUGUGGUAACAACUGCUUUGACUGAUUCCAGCACAGUAACGGCGGGUCCUUUGGUAGCCAUUCUUGUUCCCUCGGUCCUCUUGUUCUUCAUCAUCCUAGCUGUCAUCUUCUCUGGAUUCAUCAUCUUCAAAAAGAAAAACCGAAGGAAAUUGACAGAUGAAGAGAUUGCAGGAAAUGAUGUAAUCUUGGUGCCACUUACUGCAAUUCCUAUUGCACCUUAUGGAAUCCCUAAAAGAGAAAAGAUUGAUGACUCCCUGCCGUAUGAAUAUGAUGAUGAUGGAGAUUUAGUCUACACUGGAGAUGAACAUGAACACCCUAUACCUGUCAAAGAUAUCCAAAGUCACAUCAUCAAACUCCAGGAACAGAACAGAUUCACCGCCGAUUACCAGAGUUUACCAGAUGGGAUGUUUUUACCUACCAAAGAUAGCAAACUUGAAGAUAAUGUGCCUAAAAACAGAUAUACAAACAUGUUGGCUUAUGAUCAUUCAAGGGUGAAAUUAAGAGACUUGCCUAUUGGACAUACUGAUUACAUCAAUGCAAAUUAUAUUGAUGGAUUCAAGAAAAAGAGAGCCUACAUUGCAACUCAAGGUCCACUGAAGGCUACCACACCUGAUUUUUGGAGUAUGGUCUGGCAAGAAGAAGCCAGGAAAAUUGUCAUGGUAACAAACCUCAAGGAGAAUAAAAGGGUGAAAUGUUACAAGUACUGGCCCGACGAGAAAAAAUCCAUCAGUUGUUACAAACUGAGAGUUACCACGGAUUCUGAAAAUGUCUUCCCAGUCUUUGUUCUCAGGAAAAUCAAAAUUACUGAUACAAAGACUGAUGAGAGUAGAAUGGUGACCCAAUACCACUUUACCGCCUGGCCUGACCAUGGCGUUCCUGAUGCAUUCCAGCUCCUACAGUUCUACCGCAAAGUCAACGGAAAUAGCACAGAAUACGAGGUUCCUCCCACUGUCGUACACUGCAGUGCAGGGGUAGGGAGAACUGGCACCUAUAUUGGUCUGGACGCCUUGUGGAAAGAAGGCUUCAAGACUGGAUCCGUAGAUAUCCUAAGCUUUGCUAGAAAAAUGAGGAAAAACCGAACCAAGAUGAUCCAGACUCUUGAUCAAUAUACUUUCCUACACUUCAUUUUGAUGGAGGCAUUUACCAAUCCUGAUGCAGUAUUGCCAGGAAGCAUAACAUCAAAACUAAAAGGUCCACAAGAUCCCAAAAUACUCCAAAGAGUAAAUGCAGAGUUUGAGAAAUUAAACGCCCUGCGGCCAGAAUAUCAGGUGACGGACUACCAAGAUGCACUUCAUCCAAAUAACCUGCCUAAAAACAGAUCACAGGAUAACCUCCCUGUUGACAAUUACCGAGCUCGUUUGUCCUCCAUGUUUGGAGAAGAUGAGGAUUACAUUAAUGCUGUGAUAAUGCCAACAAGUUGGAACAGGGAGGGUUUCCUUGUGACACAGUACCCGCUACCGACCACCAUCGCAGACUUCUGGACCAUGAUCCACUGCUAUGAGUGUUCCUCUGUUGUACUGCUGGACGACCCUCAGGACUAUGAAGAAUGUUUCUACCCUGCUCUGGAGCAGACAUCAGAAUGGGGUCGUCUGGUGAUGCAGACGACUGCUGUAUCGGAGCCCCAGGACUGUGUCACAGAAAUCUCAGUCACCAUGACUAACACACUGGAUGCCAUUGAUAAUGAGGAGGUGGUAGAAAACGAGGUGGACAGGGAAGUAAAGAUCUUUGUGGGUCAAGGUUGGAAAUCGUCCAGUGAGCUGCCUGAUCAGCAGAAGUUGCUGCACUGUUUACAUUAUGAGGUGCAGAAACGGCAGAACAAGCUCGGGGAGCAUAAACCUAUUAUAGUUGUAUGCAGUGAUGGAGCGACAAAGAGUGGACUUUAUUGUGCGGUAUGUAAUAUACUGGAUGGCAUUGACUGGUACAAUGAGGUCAACGUGUACCACUCUGUACGACAGCUCCAAAUCCGGAAACCCGAGAUCAUCAAAUCGAAGACUCAAUAUCAAUACUGCUACCAAGUGGCCUUGAAUUACUUGGAUUCCAGUAAUAUUUACGAGAAUCAGGGAGCAACAGUAGAAGAGGAGGAGGAGAGGGAGGCAGAAUACGCCAAUGUGGGGGUGGUUCGAUCUGGCCUGAAGGGGGACCCACUCAAAACGCAGGGAGCUAAAGGUCAAGGGAUGAAACCAAGUGCUCAAGGACAAAGUGAACUUAAAUCUAACUCUGGCCGCACAGCUACAUCACGUGACCCACUGAAACCCUCCAGCAACACAGAUAUGAAGACCACCAUCUGAAGCUCAAUCUUCCAAACUUCAAUUUGAAUGUUAAUUUGCAAACUCUUUGUUGCUUUGUGCAGUGAACAAAGCUGUUCAAGUUUGGAUGCCACAAGUUUGCUUUUCUUGAUUGUUCAUAACAAUUGUUAUGUUUGAUUUAUGUAAUUAUUGUCUCUAUGUAAUGAUUGUUCACAAUAGUCCCACUAUGCCCUAUCCCUAAGCGAUUUUUUUAAUAUUUUAAAUACAUGCAUGUACAUGUAUUCUAAAUUUCAUAAACAUACAAUAUACUUUAGAGAAAUCCAGUUUCUAUUCUUAGAAAUGAGAAGUGAAGUAUGUUUCAUGAUAGCGGAGCCUGGUGUUCAGAAUUAAAAGGUGACAUUAAUUUUGUAAUUAAUAUUAAAAUGUAUAAUGUAAAUGUACAAUGUAAAUGUAAAUUGCAUGUUAAUUACCAGUAAUGUAUAUAUGUAAUUGAUGAUUUACAUUGUUAUUGGAGAAGCUCAACUCAUUUCUUUUGUUUCCUUGUUGUUAAUGAUUUUAAAAAUCUAUUGUAGCUCAUCAGAAUUAUUGGUUAUUGCAGUUUAUGAGGCUUGAUGUAUCUUGUAAGCUUAUGGUUUCAGUACAUUGUAAUGUGUUAUAGAAGAGAGAGAGAGAGAGAGAGAGAGAGAGAGUACUCCAGCAUGAUCCAAUUUACACAUCUUACAAUGUAUAUUUUAAUCUUAUGUUUUAUAGAUUGGAGUGAGUUUAGAAUAUAAUGUACUAGUGUAUACUUCUGUCUGUGACAUUCCCGGUACAUUUUUAAAUAAUUGUAAUUUUAUACCAUGUACUUAAUUUAUAUGACUUUUUUAACUAUAUACAUGAAGUUUUCAUAUAUUACAUGUGUGAACUUUUACACGUAUUUAAAAAUUUUCAGAUUUUAAAGAAGUAUAUGUGUUUUUAAAAUUCAAUUCUCAUUUAAAUUAUUUCAUUUGGCGCAUUUUGAAGUGAUAUAUUUGAAGGCAUUGAUUUAACUUUCACUUUAAAUGACUAACAUGAUCAGGCCCUAGAACCAUUAAUUGAAAUUACAUGUACAUCCAAGUUAAAAAAUAUAAUUAAAUUAUAAAAAUAUGUUUCUGAUUUUUAGUUACUUAAGUUAUAUUUUGUGUGGUUACACUUUGUCUGAAACAACUUUUUAGGAAAUCUUUGGUUUCAUUCAAUUAUUGGAUAUUAAGCUAUGUAAUUCAAAGUUUAAGCAUGUACAUGUACAUAUAGUCUGUUCUCCUUAUAUGGUUCUUGAGGCCUGACUUUCAUACAUAUAUUGGUUAUUCUCAAAUCAGGAUCAUUAACAUGAUUUGAUAUAUUUUAAAGUGCAAUAUUUGUUUAUUUUGAUUGAAUUGCUUUUUGAACGCAGCUUAUAAAGUAUAGCAUUGUUAUUUUAAUGGUUACGCAUUCGUAUGCCACAUAACUCAGAUAUACAUGAAUGAAUAAGGAAAACUCCUAUAAUUCAAAUGAUCGAGUCUCGUUUGAUUUGUGAAUUGUGCAGACAAUUGUCAUGUUGAUGUACAAUGUUAUAGAAAUUUGUUAUUCUGUUUGUUACGUUGACGAAAAUGAAUGUUUCAUGAUGUGCCAAUUCCAAAUUGUUAAUUGAGUCACUAUAAUUUUUCAUAUUAAAUCUUGUAUUAUUA
Molecule: messenger RNA, 8680 nt
Organism: Magallana angulata
Lineage: Eukaryota; Metazoa; Mollusca; Bivalvia; Ostreida; Ostreidae
Product: mucin-22-like
Exons: 26
Coding region: 120-7040 (2306 amino acids)
Biological process (GO): protein dephosphorylation
Molecular function (GO): protein tyrosine phosphatase activity
Source: RefSeq, a predicted model, not a curated record